UUGUUAUGUUAGUUAUUAACAGUUGAAAGAAAAAGAAAUAAAAUGGUAAUGCCACGCUAUGAAACGCAAAUCAGUUAUUUGUGGUACCGUUCUCUACGCUGAACGCUUCAUCCGCGUUGCAUUUUUUGAGAUGGAACACAAAAUCAACCCAUCGAGGGAAAGAAGAAGAAGAAGAAGAAUAAACCUAAACAACAAUGUCCGUCAUCGACAUUCUCUUCCGUGUUGACGCCGUUUGCAAAAAAUAUGACAAAUACGACAUUGACAAACAGCGUGAACUCAACGCUUACGGUGAUGACGCCUUCGCUCGUCUUUACGCCGCAGUUGAAUCCACCAUUCAACAAGCUCUCAAUAAAUCUGAGGUUGCUUCGACGGAGAAGAAUAGAGCAGUUGCUGCGACUUUGAAUGCAGAGGUUCGUAGAUCCAAGGGUAGAUUGAUGGAUGAAGUUCCUAAACUGCGCAAGCUUGUAAACAAGAAGGUUAAAGGUCUCACAAAAGAAGACAUAGCCAUUCGUCAGGAUCUUGUUCUUGCGUUGCCAGAAAGAAUCCAAGCAAUACCAGAUGGGAUUACCUCUGCUGCUAGCCAUACUGCAGGAUGGGCGGCUACCUCAUCUCAUCCGCAUAUCAAGUUUGAUUCAUCAGAGGGACAUCUUGACAGUGAAUAUUUCAAUCAAAGUGAAGAAUCCAGUCAGUUUCGACAUGAAUAUGAAAUGCGCAAGAUGAAACAGGAUGAAGGCCUUGAUAUCAUAUCAGAAGGAUUGGAUACUUUGAAAAAUCUAGCCCAUGAUAUGAAUGAGGAAUUAGAUCGGCAAGUUCCUUUAAUGGAUGAAAUCGACACAAAGGUGGAUAAGGUGACAAGUGAUGUAAGAAACACUAACUUGAGACUCAAGAAAACUCUCACCGAGCUGAGGUCUAGUCGAAAUUUCUGCAUCGACAUCAUUCUACUGUGUGUUCUUCUGGGAAUCGUUACAUAUUUAUACAAUGCACUCAGGUGACUUCUAUGAUAUUGCAUCCUUACACUAUCUGAGGGCUUUCUGCGUAAUUUUCGAAUAGUUCAGCUGCUGAAGGAUGGCAACAUAUAUAUUACCAAUGUAUUAUGUAACUCUUUGAUGUAUUAACAUGUCACUUACACAUGUUAUCUCUCUUUCCAAUAACAUUUAUAUGUACCUUAUUUGCAAAAAAAAAAGUAUAAAGUAUAAAUUACAAAUAAUCUUCCCAGUUCAAUAUGA
Messenger RNA from Cicer arietinum (chickpea), 1226 nucleotides. Its product is annotated as syntaxin-71-like. Gene Ontology annotation, molecular function: SNAP receptor activity; SNARE binding. Gene Ontology annotation, biological process: vesicle fusion; intracellular protein transport. NCBI's taxonomy places the organism in Eukaryota, Viridiplantae, Streptophyta, Magnoliopsida, Fabales, Fabaceae. Gene Ontology annotation, cellular component: membrane; endomembrane system; SNARE complex. The record is from RefSeq and is a predicted model, not a curated record.